Messenger RNA from Pelobates fuscus (common spadefoot toad), 611 nucleotides. Its product is annotated as membrane-associated progesterone receptor component 1-like. The transcript has a single exon. The record is from RefSeq and is a predicted model, not a curated record. Bases 1 to 528 code for a protein of 175 amino acids. NCBI's taxonomy places the organism in Eukaryota, Metazoa, Chordata, Amphibia, Anura, Pelobatidae. Gene Ontology annotation, cellular component: endomembrane system; endoplasmic reticulum; membrane.
AUGGCUGAAGAAGGUCUUUUGCAGGAGAUUUUCACUUCUCCUUUAAAUAUAUGUAUUUUGUGUCUCUCUUUGUCCCUGCUGUAUAAAAUAGUCAGGGGGGACAAACCUAGAACAUCGGAUGAAGAUAAAGAAGAACACUUGCCCAAAAUUAAAAAAAGAGACUUCACUUUGGCAGAACUUAAAGAAUUUGAUGGUGGGCAAAAUCCCAGGAUUCUGAUGACAAUAAAUGGCAAGGUGUUCGAUGUUACCAGGGGGAAGACAUUUUAUGGGCCAGAGGGACCAUAUGGGGUGUUUGCUGGCCGUGAUGCUUCAAGAGGUCUAGCCACAUUUUGCCUUGACAAUGAAGCUUUAACUGAUACUUAUGAUGACCUCUCUGAUCUAAAUGCUUCGCAAUGGGAGACUUUAAGUGACUGGGAAUCCCAAUUUUCAUUUAAAUACCACUAUGUUGGGAAGCUUCUGAAGGACGGAGAGGAGCCCAGGGAAUACACAGAUGAAGAAGAUUCCUCAGACCUGAAGAAGAAAAACUAAAAUAAUUCUGGCUUAAAACUUCAAAAAGAUUUUGUAACAUUCCAGAUAGUUAUUGCAAAUUUAAAGCAUGUUCUGUUUGUUCA